AUGCACUUUGUUAAGGAUUGCCCAUUCACAAGCCAUCUCUGUAAGCAGUGUAACAAGACCGGACACAAGGAAGGCUAUUGUGGAUGUUUCAACAAGCAAAUGAAGCCAGAAUCCGCACCCGGAUCAACAAGGUUCAACAGGCAAAAGAAGAGAAAAGGAAAGCAUCAAUCUCUUUCCAACUACAUCUUUUCAAUCAACGCAGUAGGAGCACCUAGCCGGAAAUACGUCACUGUGCUCAUCAACGACAAACCGGCGAAUCUACAGCUGGAUUGUGGAUCAGACAUCACUAUCGUCUCGGUUCAAACGUGGAAGAAGCUCGGCUCACCAUCAAUCAACAACACCUUCCAUCGCACGAACACUGCUUCGGGUGCUGCACUACCGUUGAAAAAAGAAUUUCAAUGCAGCAUGGUUAUCAACGGUGAAUCCAAAAAUGGUACUUGUCAUGUCACUACAGUAAAGGACUUGAACCUACUCGGACUAGACUUCAUCGAAGCAUUCAAUCUGUGGAACAAGCCACUCGCCUCCGUUUGUAAUCGAGUUAAUCAAUCUAAUUUCAAUCUCGAUUGUGGGAACCGAUACCUAAGGUGGUACCCCGAAGUUUUCAAAGACACACUGGGGCACUGUACUAAAACAAAGAUCAAGUUGCUUUUGAAAACAGAUGCAAAACCGGUUUUCCGUCCCAAGCGACCAGUACCGUUCCACAUUGUUCAGAAGGUUGACGAGGAGUUAAACCGUCUACAGCAACUCGAUAUAAUCACUUCAGUGGAUUUUUCCGAGUGGGCAGCACCGAUCGUCGUAGUAAAGAAGCCAGGUGGAAAGGUGCGAAUUUGCGCUGACUAUUCGACCGGACUCAACGCUAUUCUGGAACCCCACCACUAUCCUCUUCCGACACCCGACAACAUCUUCAGCAAACUUGCAGGCAGCAAGAUUUUCAGUGUUAUCGAUCUAUCUGACGCUUAUUUGCAAGUUGAAGUUGACGAUGAUUCCAAAAAGCUCCUGACUAUCAACACGCAUCGAGGGCUGUUCCAAUUCAAUCGGUUUGCUCCAGGAGUAAAAUCAGCACCCGGUGCAUUUCAACAACUGAUUAGCAGUGUAAUCGCUGGUAUUGGAGGAGUAGAGUCUUUCCUGGACGACUUAAUUAUCCACACAGUAACAGAAACGGACCACGAUUGAACACUGAACGCUCUAUUCAGCCGUCUUCAAGAAUUUGGGUUCAAUCUACGGUUGGAAAAAUGCAAUUUUGGUCAAUCCAGCAUAAAGUUCAUUGGUCAUAUUGUAAGUUCCAACGGUAUUCAGCCAGAUCCAGCAAAAAUCAGCGCUAUCACGCAGAUGCCACGACCUACUGAUGUCAGCCAAGUCCGAUCGUUCUUAGGAGCCGUUAACUUUUACGGUAAAUUCGUUAGAAAAAUGCACCAAUUGCGACGACCGUUAGACAAUUUGCUGAAGAAAGACUACCAAUUCGUUUGGA
Wyeomyia smithii (pitcher-plant mosquito) is the source of this 1468-nucleotide messenger RNA. RefSeq lists its product as uncharacterized. NCBI's taxonomy places the organism in Eukaryota, Metazoa, Arthropoda, Insecta, Diptera, Culicidae. The record is from RefSeq and is a predicted model, not a curated record. The transcript has a single exon. The coding region runs from base 1 to 1173 and encodes 390 amino acids.